Molecule: messenger RNA, 9734 nt
Organism: Dacryopinax primogenitus
Lineage: Eukaryota; Fungi; Basidiomycota; Dacrymycetes; Dacrymycetales; Dacrymycetaceae
Exons: 29
Coding region: 109-9597 (3162 amino acids)
Biological process (GO): protein retention in Golgi apparatus; protein targeting to vacuole; mitochondrion organization
Cellular component (GO): extrinsic component of membrane
Source: RefSeq, a predicted model, not a curated record
UACGUCUGUCUGUGGUCAUCUUCUUCUCUAGGAGGUCGUACAUAGUCUGCGCGGAGUAUUGGAUAGCGACACUUCGUUGCGAGCGAACAUCCAUACAGGAGGACCAAGAUGGUCCUCGAGUCGGUUCUCCAGACGUUUCUCAACCGAUUUCUCGCCCCUUAUGUCGAGAAUCUUAACACCAGCCAGAUGAACUUUGGCAUCUGGUCGGGCGAGGUCAAGUUGCGUAACCUCAAGCUCAAGCGGGAGGCCUUGGAUAAGUUCCGAUUACCUGUAGACGUUGUCGAAGGGUAUUUGGGAGAAUUUAGAUUGUCGGUGCCUUGGAAUAAUCUGCGAGGAAAACCGGUUGCGGUGGCUAUCGAGAAUGUGUACCUGAUUGCUGUCCCUGCUGCAGAGUCCAAGGUCGACCCUGAAAAGGAUGAGCGAAGAGAGCAAGCUGCGAAGCAAGAGAAGCUAGAGAAUGCAGAACUGUUAAGGCUUAGGAGUGGCGAGGAGGAGCUGUCCCCCGAGGACGAGGCGAAGAACCAGACGUUCAUCUCUCAGCUUUCAACACGCAUCUUGAACAACCUCCAGAUUACGGUCAAGAAUGUGCAUAUACGAUAUGAGGACAAGCUGUCUGUGCCAGCGCACCCAUUUGCAGCGGGUAUCACCCUUGCUGGUUUUUUAGCUGUUUCUACGAACGAGAACUGGAUGGAGACGUUCAUCGAAGGCUCGUUUGGGGCGAUCCACAAGCUGUCCAAGCUCGAGAGCUUGGCGAUCUAUUUUGAUACGGAUAUGACGAGCAUGCUGGGCAAAGGACCGGAAAAGCUAGACGAGAUGAUCGCGAGACAGGGACAGACACCGGAUCAUCAGUAUGUGUUGAAGCCGGUAACGGGAGAGGCGAAGUUGGUGAUGUCACAUCGGCCCUCGGCUGAGGAGCCACGUAUUGACGCGACCGUGCUGUUUGAGGAGAUUGGCCUCAACUUGGACGACAAGCAGUGGCGUGACGUGCUCUCUGUUGGCGAGCUUUUCCACUUCUAUACACGGCAGUAUCAGUACCGCAAGUACCGACCAUUGCAGGACGAAUUUGACGAGAGUAAGAGCCGUGCUAUGUGGAAAUUCGCGCAGACGUCGAUCUUGGCUGAGGUGCAUGACAAACAAUAUCAAUGGACGUGGGAAUUUUUCAAGAAUAGGAGAGACGAAAGGCAUAAGUAUGUUGAUCUGUUCAAGAAGAAGUGCACGCAGCCCUCGUUCGUAGCUCCUGAACUCGAUGACUUCAACGCCCUGGAGAAAAAGUUGUCCUACGAGGACAUCCGAUUUUACCGCUCCAUCGCUCGUUCUCAGUUGCGGAAAGAGCGAGCCGAGAUGAAAGCUAAGGAAGAAGAGGAAAAAGCUGCAGCACCUCCAGAACCGGCUCAGCCCGCGUCCGCGGCGUCUGGAGGGUGGUUUGGCUGGAUGUGGGGCACGACUGCCGCGACAACCACCGCUGCUGAAGAGGAAGAACCCUCCGCGACUCUGGACGAUGAGCAGCGCAAGGAGCUUUACGAUGCGAUCGAGUACUCGGACAAGGACGUCAUCGCCCAAAGCAUCGACCUUCCGCGGGAUGUCAUGAAGAUGCGCGUGUCUGCGCGUUUGACGCGGGGAACUUUCGCCCUCCGGCGAGCUGGUAGUGACAUAAUAUCCCUCGUGUUCGACUCGUUGAGUUCGGAUCUCAUCCAGCGACCGGAGAAUAUGGAAUUUGUUCUCGCGCUCGGGGGUCUAUCUGUGUAUGACUCAACGUUGUCGAACUCCGUCUAUCCCCAGAUUGUACGCGUCAAGGAGCAACAACGCAAAGCGAUCGAUUCGAAAGAGCAGGAAGAAGCUGGUAACCAACUGAGCAAGGUUACAGAUACAGAAGACCCCUUCUUCUUCGCCAAGUUUGAGCAAAACCCGCUUGACGAGAGGGCGGAUAGCGCACUCACCGUCAGGAUGCGGUAUAUGGAGAUCAUUUACCAUCGGGGCUAUGUGGAGGCGAUAUUUGAAUUUUUCCGACCACCACCGAGUCAAUUGGAGACAAUCGGUGCCCUGAUCGACGUCGCCAGUACCACUCUCGAAGGCUUGCAGAAGGAGACACGAGCUGGAUUAGAAUAUGCCCUCAAGCAGCAUAAAACACUUGAUAUCCGUAUGGACAUGAAUGCCCCUAUCAUCAUCAUACCCGAAGACGUCACGGCUAAACAAUGUGCACAUAUGAUUUUGGAUGCUGGCCACAUUGCGAUCCAAAGCGAUCUCGUAGAAAAGAGCAAGCUAGCAGAAAUUGACGCGAAACGUUCCCAGCAAUACAGCGAAGAAGACUAUAAACAGCUGGAGUCCCUCAUGUACGAUCGUUUCUUCUUGAAGCUCCAAUCCGCCCAGCUCCUGAUCGGCCCCGAUCUAUCCUCGUGCAUGUCGGCACUCUCAGAGCAUGGUGAGGGAGAGGUCGAGCUCCAUGUAGUGGAGCGAAUCAACAUCGAUUUCUCCGUUCAGAACUGCAUUUUACCCGACGCACCAUUCUUGACUCGGUUCAAGGUGGCUGGUCAACUUCCAGAGCUGAAAGUCAAUGUAUCCAACACGAAAUACCAGCGGCUCAUGCGAUUCCUGGACAUUGCUAUUCCUAGAUUUGGAGGCGGCCAACAAGCGAUUCAACCACAACGGCCACCCAUCAGACCUGUCAAAAUCGAAAGACCCGCAGCAGUAUCUGGUAUCUUCACGAAGCCAGACGAAUUAGAUUAUAUCGUCGACGAUUCCGCAACAGAGUCCACGGAGAGUCCGGACAAUGGCGACAAGUUCUUCGAAGCCGAAGGGCCAGAUCCAGAAAGAGAACUGCAGAUAAAACAACAUUUAUUCGAGUUUUCUUUCAAGGUCGGCAAACUCCAAACCUCCUUGUUCAAGGCGCUGCCAGGCCAACGGGACAAGCUUAUCGCGGACGCUGUAUUGGAAGGAUUUGAUCUGGGAUUUGCCCAAACAAAGUGGAGUAUGCUGGUCGACAUUGUACUGCACUCCGUCUCAAUGAAGAUGAUGGAGACGGGGGCAGAACCAUUGCAGCUCGUUACCUCACAAUCCAAUAACGAACGAUCGCCUAGCGAGCUCAUGCGGAUCAAGUACACUCGUGUGCAAAAAGAUUCACCAGAAUACAUGACCGUAUAUGAAGGUGUCGAUCAGACGAUAGGGGUUGAGUUGUCGACAUUCAACUUCGCCGUACAACCGGAACCCAUCCUCACUAUGUACGAUUUCCUGAUGACAACCUUUGUCCCGUCCAAAGCCACCACCAGACCAGCGUCGCUGCUCAGCGAAAUCCCAUCCGACGUUAUGGACAUGGAUGAAGAUUUAAGCGAUGUAGCACCUGUCGUACCAGCUCCCCCGCCGCCUCCUGAACCCCAGCCUGAGGUUGCUAAUCCAGGCAAAAUCAAAAUUCGCGUCAAGUUGACGAGCGUUGACCUGGCCCUGAUCAAUAGUGCUACUUCUCCGAUUGCGACCCUCUCUUUGUCCGCCGCCGAUGUAGCUCUUUUCGUGGGUGGUAGUGGGAUAAGGAUAGGGGCGCGAUUGGGGAACUUGUCCAUCACUGACGAUACUGACUUCGUCACCGUGUCUCCAUCUUUCAAGCAGCUACUAUCGAUUGAAGGUGAUAAUUUUGCCGAUUUCAGCUACGAAACGUUCAAUCCGACGGAUAAAGAAACUUUCCCCGGGUACAAUUCUGCCGUCCGGCUAAGGGCAGGAUCAUUGAAGUUCAUCUGUGUCGUCAAUCCGUUGAAUAGGAUUUACCGAUUCCUCAUCAAAUUUGCCCGGUUGAAGGCACUCUACGAUUCUGCAACUCAGGCAGCUGUUCAACGAGCCUCCGAGAUCCAACGCAUGAAGUUUGAUGUUGUCAUACAAACUCCAAUCUUGGUGCUACCGAGUGACGCAAGCCAGUCGUCAAAUUCUCUGAUUGUCAAGCUCGGAGAAAUCAUUGCAAAUAAUACAUUUGGCACAGACAUAUCUUCGAUCAAUGCCGGCGUAUUUGGCAUCAAAGUCCUGUCACAGUUGCAUGACUAUCCUGAAGAUAAACAGUUGGAAAUCAUCCAGGGCGUAGACUUAUCUGCGGACGCGGAGCAAGUGGAAAAUCCAAAUCACGACCUUGAUGUGAAGCGCCCCGAUACGAAGGUCACGUUGAAGAUAUCUGACGUCAAGGUCAACUUAACUCAGAAUCAAUACUUGGUCCACAUGUCCAUUUUGCAAGAUCUGCCACAAGUGUUUGACACGGAAGAGGACGUCGAUGAUCGCCUGAUUACAGCAUCACAGUCCCUUGGAAGUUCUCUGGGCAAUGUCUCGCCGCAUGCAGAAGCAGAAGAACCUCAACAACUCCUCAUUGACCUUGGUCCCGAGCUCGGCUCAGUGGGGAGGAGUGAAGGAAACGGCAUUGUCCGUCUGUGGACGAAAUUAGCAGUAUCACUUGAUCUAGCAGCUGUCACUUUGCAGCUAUACGAUCGCAAGGCGACAAGGAAAGAGGAGCUGCAAAGUAGCGGUAUCGCCAGUUUUUCCAUGAAUGGCACAUCCUGCCGGCUGAAGAUGAUGUCGGACGGCUCGAUUGAAUCUGAAGUGGUCCUGACCUCGCUGGUGAUGACAAAUUUGCGAGCGGGUUCAACUCGAUUCAGGGAGAUGAUCCCCGCCGCCAAGCACAACGGACGGCAAGUAAUGCUCCACUAUACGAGAGCUAGUGGGAUCAAGCCUGUAUCAAUGGCCAUCAUUACUGUGGACAGCCCUCAAAUCAUAUUUGCAGUAGAUCCCGUCUUUGCACUCCUCGACUUCUUUUCGAGCCCAAGCAGGCCAUCAGGAUCACACAGUCUCCCGGACGACCAGACUAUUGGUCCUGAAGCAGGCACAGAAUCUCCGUCCGCAGGGGUUGGUGAACUGUCCUUCAGGCUCAACAUUGUCAAUGCUGCCAUCAUCGUGUUAGACAGCGACAGCGAUCCGUCUACGCAGUCAAUACAACUGUCUAUCAAGGAGAUUAUGGUCUCAAAACAGGCGAUCCUUGCCCUGAACAUGCAACGUCUGGGCAUGUCACUUGGACGCAUGGAUAAGGCCUCGGAGCGAGUGCGAUUCUUGGACGACAUCGAUGUCACCUUAACCAUGGAUUCACGAGCUGCAGAAGGACGACAAAUGACCAGCAUUGAAACCACCAUUCAGCCGAUCAUAUUCCGUGCAUCGUACCGUGACAUCAAUCUGAUCACCUCCAUAUUCACCAGAGCGAUGGAGCUUCAAGACAAAUCCGAGGCCGAAAAAGCAGAAAAACAGCGAAGCGCAUCAAGAUCCGGAUAUAUCAGUACGACUCAAAGGAGAUCGUCUCAAGCAAUUGGCACCCGGAGGUCCCACAAGGCAAAUGCGUCCAAAUCAUCACGCCACUCUGUUUCGAGGCGCCCGCAGGUGUUACUAGCGAAAGAACAGUUGAAAGCUACUUUUGACGGUUUCCAACUUGUGCUUAUCGGAGAUAUACAUGAACUCCCUCUGCUUCACAUGGAUACCAAAUCAUUUGUAUUUACUGCUCAAGACUGGUCCGGUGAUUUGAAAGCACUGGGCACAAUUUCGACCAGCACUCGCUAUUAUAAUCUGGCCAAUUCGCACUGGGAACCGUUGCUAGAGCCAUGGUCAUUCUCCAUCAAGGCGACGAAAGGCGACGAGGCCGCGGGAAUGGUCCUUUCUUUACUGUCCAAAGAACGCCUAGAAGUUAAUCUUACCGCUGCGUUCAUUGAGACGGGAUUCAGCGAGGUGGCUGCUAUAAACAAGGAAGGUGAUCGUCUGUCCAAGCGAAGUCGUGGAAGUGAUGCGCCUUACUUUGUCCGCAAUCGGACUGGUUACCGCCUUCACGUAUGGUCAGAUUCUGUUGGCCGCAAUCAAAAUCCAUCGGAGGCCGUUACUAUUGAAGAUGGACAAGACAAGCCUUGGCGAUUUGAGGACUGGCGGACUCUGCGAGAGCAUGUCUCGGAUACAAAGCGCAACUCUUUUGCUGUCCAGUUCGAAGAUCGACCUUGGGAGACACUUCGUCACAUAUCGGUCGACUCUGAGGGCCAAACUAGCUAUGUGCUCAAGCCCAAACUCCAUCAGGUCUCACAUCGGCUUUUAUGCGAAGUCGUCGUCCAAGACAACGUGAAGGUCGUGAUCUUCCGCUCGACCUACAAAGUACAGAAUUACACGCAGCUACCCGUUGAGCUAAUCAUCAUUGAUGGGAACGGAAAACCAGCUUCUGCGGUCUUCAAGAUUCCACCUGGAGAAAGCUGUUGCUUGCCCAUCGAGGCGGCUGUGCACAAUCGCAUUCGCUUGAGACCGGAUCCGGGUUUCGAGUAUUCGUGGUCGUCCGAGAGCUUUUACUGGCAAGAUCUGAUGAAACGCAAUGCGCGAUCAAUUGUGUGCCGUGCUCAAAAUACGUCUGACGCACCUUUCCGCUUCCAGGCCUUCGUUUCUUUUGACAAGAGCGACCCAGUAACCAGAGUAUACCCUAAAAUGACGCUGACACUGCGAGCUCCGGUAGAAUUGGAGAAUCUUCUGCCGUUUGACCUGAAGUACCGAGUGUUCGAUAAGAACACCAGUCAAAAUUGGAGCAGUUUCCUCCGACAUGGCGGCAUCAGUCCGGUCCAUGUCGUAGAGCUCAGCCACCUGCUUCUGUUGAGCAUCGAUAUUCAGGAUGCAGGAGUCAAACCAAGCGAAUUUGCCAUCAUCAAUACGGAUACAGAGGACUUCAGCAUAGAAAACCUCUUGCCGGUCACCGAUCAGCAGAACACGAGGCGGGAUGUAUACAUCCAUUAUUAUCGAUAUCCCGACUCUGGGGGGGCAUUCAAAGUACAGAUUUACAGCCCUUACAUCCUCCUCAACAAGACUGGGUUACCUAUCCAGUUACGUUCUCGAGGCUUCCUCGGUGCUGUCCGUGACGUCGGGCAACUCGUACCACCCGCUGCUGUCGGUCAAGAUGCCUCACCGUUCAUGUUCUCGCAGGGUACAGAUGAUCGACGCAACCGUUGUUUGCUGAAGAUUGCCGAUUCUGAUUGGUCCAGGCCGCUAAGCUUUGAAGCUGUCAAAGCUGACACAGAGGUCGUCAUUCCCUCCAUUUCCGGAAACGAUGAGACACAUAUCGGAUUGUCAUACUCAGAAGGGCUUGGCAAGUACAAGCUCACGAAAGUCAUUACUGUAGCGCCACGGUUCUUGAUCCGGAAUAAUCUGUCCAUGCAGAUCAACUUCCGUGAACAUCGAUCUUAUGAAUGCGUCUCAGUCCAACCUGGCCAGCGAGCUGCUUUAACGUCACUGAAAGCCGCGACCAACUACAAGUUAGUCACAUUUGCCUACAGUGGCUUGAAUGCCGAAUGGUCAGCCCCUAUCAACAUUCAAGAUAUCGGCAAGGUGCACUUCCGCCUCACUCCACCGGAUCAAGUCAUGAGACGACACCUUAUUCGCGCUGACGUUUUGCUCGACGGUUCGACGAUAUUCAUAAUCCUCAAUCGAGAAACAGGUGUUUGGCCCUUCGCUAUCGAGAAUAACAGCGAUUAUUCAGUCACAUAUUGCCAAGUGGAUGGUGUGCGAACAGGUAUCGAUGGAGAAACUCGGGUAGGAACAACGCGCAACUCGUAUGAAGUGAGACCGCACUCGCGGGAGCAAUAUGCUUGGGAUCAACCUGCUGCGCGAGACAAGUUCAUAAAGCUGCUCAUCAACGGCAAGGAUCGCAAUAUUGACAUCAUGGAAAUGGGCGCGCUACCUCCAUUCAAAUUUCCGAUUUCCGAUCGAGCCUCUGGGGCGGUCUCGUUGGACAUACGAGCGGAUGGUCCGACACAGACCCUAGUAAUUUCGAAUUAUGAGGAAGAAUACAGUCUGUACAAGCCGAAGAGGCAGAAUUCGAGCUCCAGCACGUUGUCUUCCCGCGACGCAGGGUUUGAAGCCGUCGAAGAGGAGGCCGUUGUUGCGUUUACAAUCAACAUUCAGUUGGAAGGCAUGGGUUUGUCAAUCGUUACCAGGAAACUGCAAGAGCUCGUCUACGUAACCCUUCGUGGCCUUGACGUCCAGUACAUGGAUUCUACGACGGCGCAGUCUGUCAACGUGGCCCUCAAGUGGAUCCAAGUUGACAAUCAAUUGUAUGGAGGCAUAUAUCCGAUCAUACUAUAUCCUACAUCUAUUCCGCACGCUGGGAAGGAACUCGAUGUUCAUCCCGCCCUCCAAUUGUCCGCCGUUCUCCUCAAGGACAAAGCUCAUGGCGUGCUUUUUGUGCAAUAUGCUUCAAUUUUGUUACAAUCCAUGGCUAUUGAAUUGGACGAAGACUUCCUCUAUGCUUUGAUCGAGUUUUCUAAGUUCCGAGGCGCAUCAUGGGAGUCAGAGGUACAGGACACUUUGAUUGAACAACCUGGGGAUAUCCCGGACGCCACAGAGCCCAAAGGCGGUCUUGACAUGUACUUCGAAAUCCUCCAUCUGCAGCCUGUUUCCCUAGAGCUUUCUUUUAUGCGUACUGACCGCGUGAAUGUGGAUGAAAAGCAAAGCACGAGAAAUCCGGUGGCUUUCUUCAUUAACGCACUGACCAUGGCUCUCGGAAAUGUGAACAUGGCGCCGAUUCAACUAAAUGCCCUAGUAAUUGAGAACAUGCGAUCCACGAUUCCCGUCCUUGAAGACCGCAUCGUUUAUCACUACCAAGAGGGAUUUUUCACCCAACUAUAUCGGGUGUUGGGAUCGGCCGACUUGCUUGGAAAUCCGGUUGGUUUAUUCUCAAACUUGAGCUCUGGCGUCGCAGAUAUUUUCUACGAGCCUUACCAGGGCUACGUGAUGCACGGGAAUAAAGAAAUCGGUAUUGGCAUAGCACGAGGCGCAACCAGUUUUGUGAAGAAAACUGUUUUUGGCGUCAGCGACAGUGUUACCAAGAUUACAAGCAGUAUUGGCAAGGGUCUUUCCGCUGCCACUUUCGAUUCGGAGUUCCAGAGCCGCAGACGACUCACACUAAGACGGAACAAACCCAAACAUGCUUUGUACGGCGUCACAGCUGGGGCUAGUGCUUUCGCGUCUAGCGUUGCUAGUGGCUUCGAAGGGCUGGCCCUCAGACCCAUCGAGGGUGCAGAGACGGGAGGCGCAGUUGGCUUCUUUAAAGGUAUUGGAAAGGGUCUUGUCGGUGCUGUGACUAAACCCGUUGUUGGUGUACUUGACCUUGCUUCCAACGUCAGCGAAGGCAUACGCAACACAACCACUGUCUUUGACCAGAAUGACCUCGAUCGAGUGCGACUUCCACGCUACAUUCCAUCAGAUGGGAUCUUGGUGCCGUAUUCUCAGCGCGAAGCCUUUGGCCAGUCAUGGCUGAAGGAUGUAGAGGAAGGAAGGUACUUUGAUGAGCAAUAUGUAGCUCAUAUCGAUCUACGUUCUCAAGAUGAGGCGGUGCUGAUUUCCACAGUGCGAAUCCUACAGAUCCGCAUCAGCAGACUUCGGGUCGUGUUUGACAUUCACUUGUCUGAAUUACAAACCAUCGCACUGGAGCCUUCUGGCAUUCAACUCGUCAGGCAAGGGGGCACCUCGGGUCCUUUCAUACCUUUACCGGACCAGAAGAGUCGGGAAUGGUUUUUCCGACAAAUCGAAAAGAUUGUGACGCAGUUCAAUUCGAACCGUCGUGGAUGAACACGACCGUAAUGUCUCACCUUUUGCCCUCUAUAUUCUCAAUUGUACUCUACCUCGCACGAAAUACUGACAUACUUAGAUCAUACUAUAGAACUCCAUUCCGUACUGUGCCUAUAUAAAUUUCCUAUGAAUCUUCC